AUUUCCCAGGCCUAAAGAUUUUGGAAACUCAGGUUUAGGUUGUUUCAAAAUGAUGAACAACUCAAAAUCAAAACACUCUAAUGGUAAUGACGCUUCAAAAUCCAAACCUCAUGGAAAGCGAAAUAGAACUCAGAAGUCAUCCAAAAAGAAAAAUGCUGAUUCAGACAAUCAAGGCUCAUCUUCGAGGAAACAAGAUGAUGCAGUACCUAGUACUGCUGGUCGUUAUGUCAAUACUUUAGAACAACCGUUGACUCGGCGUCCAUUAAGAAAUACUUCAAAUGAAGACACGGUUGAAAUGGUUUAUGCUGAAUCAAAUCACCAUGUUCCACUGGUGCUCCCCAAAAGGGAAAAGCCAGAUACUCAAAGAAAAUCUUUCCAUCUUGCAAGGGAUCCCCGCAUGACCUCAAAUCCCAUUAUGGAACGUGAUGAUGACAUGGAUGAAGAUAUUUCCAAUGAAGCAUUUCCUCCUGAUCUGACAAAUAACGAAUUAGUGCACACCGAAGAAGUUCUUCAAUCAACCAUUGACAUCAACGUCGAAAAUGUUAAAAAUGAAAUAGAUGAACUUGGAAUUGGAGAAAAUAUCGAUUGGAAAACUCGGUUUUUGAGUGAGGCAAAUACAACCACUGAAGAACCUAGUACUGUUCCAGUAGUACGAAUUAAAUCUGAGCCUAUCGACGAGAACGAUUUUAAUCCAUCUUCCGAACCAAUUGAAGAUGACCGCUGCUCUAUCGACUCUGGUUCUACUGUUGGUCUCCCAUCUCCCGGACGAGCCUCUCCUCCUCCAUCUCCUACUCCAUCACUUAAAAAUGGUGAAGAAAACCAAACAGCGGACGGUAUUCCAGAUGAUAAUGAAACACCCAGAAUCUCUCCUGAGCAGCAGUUGAUCUCAUCGGAACGUAAAGACGACGAAGAAGAAGAUUCAGCUUUGGGAAAUGAUAUUUCACCGCCUGCUACAAAUUCCGCCUAUUAUUCUACACCAACAGACCUUGAAGAAGAAUAUCGAAAGUUGGAAAGGGAGAAGGCUGCAGCAGCGGCAGCAGUCGCCGCUGUCGCUGCGAGGAAGCAAGAUUACUCUCGUGAAAAUACUGACGUCAGUGACAUGUCAAGCGAUGAAGAGAUUCCAAUGCUUACUGGAUGCCACGCGAAUGAAUCUUUGAAUAACAAUGAUGACUUUGGAGAUGAUGACGAUGGUGAGCCACUCUGUGAUUAUACUGAAAGAGAUCCCAGUUGGACCACACCCGAACCUACUGAGGACGUUAGAGCCGGGCAGAAGCGCCCACUUCCUAUUGAUGAAAUAGCAGACAUUAAUGGGACAGCAAAUCUUCCUGCGAAAAAGAGCAAGUUCCAGGUUGUUAAGUUUCCUCAGGAUUCGACUGAUCCUGUGACGUCUGACCCUGUCGACGAUGCUGCUUCCUCGGCUGCCCGCCCACCAUCAAGUUCAAGUAACAGUGAAACACCAACACCCCAGCCUUCUUCCGAAAUGGAGUCGGAGGUUUCGUCCGCUCAGGAUAAAAAUCAAUCGUCCACCCGAUCAAGACUCCCGGUUAAAUUAACGACAACCAACCGAGCUUCAAUGAUGGUGGAAGACUUUCUCAAUUCUGUGAAUAUUACUGCUGCAAAAGUACCUAACAAACGGGCGCAGACUCCGACAAAACUUACUCCGAAGCGGAAGAAACACCUCAGUGGUGAUAGAUCUACUCCACCGCCUUCUUCUGAACCGACUAGCUUUGAUUUUUCGGAUAACGUCCCUGGCAUUCGUGACAUACGUGGAGAUAACCUCCCAAGACAGCCGAAUCGCCUAGCAAUAACAUCAGGUAGUCGAGAUCCACGAUUGAGAAGGGAAAAUGAGGCUUCAUCUUCGUCAAUGAAUCAACCAACUACGCCAUCCGCUGCGAUUUCAAUUUUAAGUCGCGCUCUCAAGAAUAAAAUUCUUAUGCGGGUGCUCAAAUUGUGGCAGUUCAAAUGGAUUGAGCAACAAACUUUCAACAAAGAACCUCCGCCGUUACUUGAUGAAGAUAGAACUUAUCCCUUGGAAAUUCCACAAUUGCCUUGCGUGCCGGUGUUGACCAAGUAUUGUGAUAUGCAAUCCUAUAGGGAUAUCUUUCAUCCCCUUAUGUUGCACGAAAUGUGGUCGACGUUGGUCCUUCAAAAACAAAGGGAUAGAAAGUGUCCCGAAUGGAAAUGCUCGAUUAAAUCAUCGACAAAUGAAGACAAUUUCGUUCUUUUACAGUGCGCUUUGUUGUUAGAGCAUGAGACAGAAGCUCCAGCAGUGAAUGAUUUGGUCGUUUUCACGUUCACUCGUUCUACUGGAGAGUACGUUCACCCGUUCGGCUUUGUGGAAAGUUGCAAAACAACUACAGAGUUCAGACUUGCAGAUUUCGACCGUAGUCUAGUGCCGAAGAACAAAGUUAAUUUUUCGGCCGAAAUCGUAAUUCGUAUCAUUAAGAACUAUGCUGGGAAAAAGGAUAUUAUUUGCACGUUAGCGAAAGUUGCUUCGCUUACCACCUGUAUGGACCUAUUUCACGCCCAAGCGGCCUUUGAUGUUUCACCUUUGCGUAAUGCCAUUCUAUACCCGCGGCCUUCUGCGUUCGAGCUGACUUCCAGUCAUCCACUUUUCAUGAUGGAAUAUUUGGACCAGAUGCAAACGGAUGCUUACCACUCAAUCGGGCAAACCAUGUUAAUCUCGUCAAGUGAGGAACCCAAGAUUGCUAUUCUUCAAGGAUAUCCAGGUACUGGAAAGACGCACGUGAUUGUUUACAUUAUCAAUCAUUUAAUUGGCCACAAGAUGGGCGAUGUUCGAAACAAAGUUCUUUAUUGCGCUCCUACAAACGCAGCCGUCGAUGAAAUGACCCGUCGUUUACUGAAGUUUAAUCAAGGCUCCUCUGAAUUCAAUGUUCUACGAAUGGGAAGCUGGGCCAGGCUUCACCCUGAUGUGAAGGAAGCGACACUGGAAGAUAAGUUAGCCAAAUUACGAUCACGUAUUAAACAUGAAAAUCCUUCUCGCAAGGAACUUCAUCUUCUUAAAGAGAAAUUGGUUCACCUCCAGAGUGAGAAAGAGUCUAUCAUAAAAGAACUUAAUCAAGAUUUCCUCUCACCUCAGCGAAUUAAAGAUUUAGAAGAAAUAUUGAAUGAGAAGAACGGCGAUAUUGAAACGGCCACUGCUAUGUCACAAGACAUCAAAAAACGUCAAGAGGAGGCGAUAGAAAAAAUCAUUGAAGAUGACAAACGUCGAAUCAUUUGUCAGGCGGAUGUGAUUUGUACAACUUUGGAAGCUUGCUGUAGUCCUGAAAUGGAAACCAUUUUCCUCGAUCGAAAGCGCGAUAGUAACGGCCAAAUUCCUAGACCAUUCCUCUGCUGCAUUAUUGAUGACGCUUCACUAUGCACGGAACCUCAAACGUUGAUUCCAUUGGCUUUAGGAAUGAAAAAGCUCAUUCUUGUCGGUGAUGUUGAACUUUCACCAUUUACCCUCAAUUCAUCGGUAGCGAGAGAAUCUCGACUAGAUCAAUCUUUGUUUAGUCGCCUUCACUCUUAUCUGAGUAUUGAAUGCAGCGAAAAUGAGCGCACGAUGUUUUCAUUGAGUACCCAACAUCGGAUGGCUCCUGAAAUCUGUCAGUGGACGUCAAAAUAUUACUAUGGUAAUCGAUUGCUUACGUCCCCCACAUUGCAAUCAAACAGUCCGUUACAUGCGUACAGAGUUUUAGAUGUCCGAGACAGUCUUGAAACUCCGGAUAGAUCAAAUUUUGUCAAUCAACCCGAGGCAGAAGUGAUUCUGAAAAUCCUUGAGUGUAUGCUUUGUUCUCCAAAUAUGGUAGACAGAACUAUAGGAAUUAUUACUUUUUAUGAUCAGCAACGAAUUCUCAUUCGUCAUCUCAUUAGAGAAAGUUUUCCGUCUGACUACACUCGAACUGACGUGAGAUUAGUGCAAGAUUUGCAAGGCACCGAAAUGGAUGUCGUUAUAAUCUCUUGUGUCAAAACCAAAGUCCGGGACAGAGACAGGAAUUUGGCAAUGCUAACCGAUCAUUGGAACGUGGCAUUAACUCGAGCAAUCGAGUCGCUAUUCAUUGUGGGGAACCUUAAAACUCUUCAGACCAAUGAGGUUUUGAAAGAUUUCGUCAUUGACGCUGAUAAACGCCAAGUCAUUUAUCGAGUAUCCAGCAAAUUCCAAAGAAGUAUGUUGUAUGAUAUUCUUCUCAAACCUGUUGACUACGUGCAGUUGUAACUUGUAAGCCGAGAAUGCAGAAGUGAAAAUGAGGAAUAUAAAUUUUGUAAUUCGUA
Molecule: messenger RNA, 4275 nt
Organism: Daphnia pulex (common water flea)
Lineage: Eukaryota; Metazoa; Arthropoda; Branchiopoda; Diplostraca; Daphniidae
Product: probable helicase senataxin
Exons: 11
Coding region: 50-4219 (1389 amino acids)
Biological process (GO): termination of RNA polymerase II transcription
Cellular component (GO): nuclear body
Molecular function (GO): transcription termination site sequence-specific DNA binding; helicase activity
Source: RefSeq, a predicted model, not a curated record